CGUAUUUUGCGGCCGCGUCCGAGCACGGCCGAGGACGGCCGACGUCGGCCGAGCAGCCAGCGGCCCGAGAGAGACUAACACGGCGACCCCGGUGUCCGUCCGUGUUUAGUGCGCGUACGUGCUUCAUGUGUGUGUGCGUGUAUGUGCGCGCGCGCGCGCGUGUAUAUCGGAGAGCGUACGUCGGUGUAUAAGCGUAUAACGCGAGAGAGUCGGUGCGCCUCUCGGCCGUGGGCACGAAUCGCGAAUAAAAUGGAAGCGGAAUUUCGCUGCGAGGUUGAGGUCCGUCGUUGAGAACAGGCGAACAUGGGAAGGUCCAAGUUUCCCGGGAAGCCGCCGAAGACGGCCACCAGGAAACGGAUCAAGGUGCUUGGCCAGCCCGAGGCAGCGCAGAACGAUCCGGUAACUGUCGCCGAGAACAUCUACUACGGACUUUCCCUGUUCAACGAAACAUUCGGCGACAACGAGAAGGAACAUCCACCAUUCCACGGAUUUAGCACUAAAGAGGCUAAUCUUUCUGCGUCUUAUAUAAAAACACAGCAACAGGAUGCAGAGAAGACCAGUGAUAAAUUGCCAUCUGUCACAGUUGAAAAUCUUACACCACAAUCCAGCACGAAGAAGGACGUUACUGAUGAUAAAAAUUCUCCUACAAACAUCGAAAACAGCGCAGUGGAGCUUAUCAACACAAAUUCAAAACCAGUUAAAGACAUCACAGAACCAGUUACAAAUCUGAAUGCUAAACACACUCCAAAGAUUCAUAAAGCUAAAAGUCGUAAAUCGAGUUGUAAGAACAUUAAGUUUUCAAAUUAUCUAAAAAGCCCGGUGCUAAAAUCAGUGAACAAUAUCUUGGAUCAACAUCAAAGAACCAGACAAUUACGUAAUAGUACUGCAAAAAGAUUGCUUCAAAGGGCGAAAUCUAAUGGAAGUAAUGCGCGUAAUUUGGUGGUGCAAUCCGGAGAGAAGUCUAGUUCGGUGAGGAAAUUUGUUUUACCCGUUCGCAGCGUGCAUUCAUCGAGAGUUAUAAAGCCAAAUAAGAGAUUCAUCGAGGAACUGGAAGAAGUUCCUAACACAGCGGAGCACAGCGAGAACGAAAUUAGUACGCAUGUAAAAAAGACGAGAUUAAAUCCGGAUAAACUUAGCAACUUGGAAUCAAAAUUAAAAGGCGAUGCAAUUAGUAAGUGUACAAAAUUUAAAAAAAAAGACGUGAAAAGCAAGCUGAAAAGAGCGAUUCAGAAUGUAGACUUCAAUGAUGAGAUUACAACUCAACCGGUGAAAGUUACGGAGAAAUCAACGAGUUCUGUACAAAACGCACAAAUAUCAAAACUCACUCAUAGAGAAGUAAAAAAAUCGCAUACUAUAUCGUGUAAGAAUAAAGUAUCAAACAGCACAUCCGACAAUUCUAAUAAUAAUCAAGAAUGCUCGCAAAACUCGAGCAGGACGGCACAAACCGCGAAAUCAACAAUUCACAGAAAUCAGAAGCAGAUUUCUAUUCCUACAAAAGUUCUUCCCGAUUCCAAUGUUCCACACUUCGAGUCUUCCAGGGUUCAGACGAGAUCAGGAACUCAAAACGAGAUGGCGAAUGAUUUAAGUAAUCAGGUGAGCUUUGAAAGUGGUGCAGGAUCAACGGAAAGUGGCUGUGCGAAAACCGAAGAUCAGCCUGAAAGUGGUGAUAAGACUGUGGUUAGUACAUUGAACACUUUAGAAGCAGAGAAUAAUUUAUCUGAAAGCGAAAGCGAGCAUAGCGAUCAUUCAGAAAGCGAGCAAUCCGAUGUCAGUGGAAUGAAACUCAACAGUGGGAAAGUUAUAUUGAGGAAAGCAAGAUUAAAGUUGGAUAACAAGUGCUUAGCUGGAACAGAAGGACCAUUUUCAACUACGAGCACUAGUAACACCAUGGGAGGAAGCACUAAUUUAGGAUUAACAGGAACUAUAAAAUGUGGUGUUUGCGGUGCAGUGCGAUUCUAUCGAUUCGUAAAACAAGCGCGCAAGUUUGGUAUUCACAGUUGCGAAUCUUGUCGAAAAUUUAUAAGCAAGAUGAUCAAACGUCAAGCUUGCGCCAAAUCUUCAAACAAUGUCCUUCCCGUUCUCCAGUGUCAUAAAGGUGACGGUCUGUGUUUAGUUCCGCCCGUUGUGAGGAGUCAACAAUGGAAUCUCAUGAGAUGCGUUUAUAAAGCCAGAUGUCCGGCGUGUUGGUUGAAAAUGUGUUUAAAAUGUUACAACAUUCCAUCUGCCUUGAGGACAGGUUUAAACGCGUUGUUACCACCGUUAAUGAGAGAUCCCUUAAGUAUUUCUCUGCCCCUUGGUCACGACGAAGAUGGCCAGGGGCAAAAAUUGGCUUCGUCUAAACUCAGUUGGCCCGCGGAAGACAGCUCGGAAAGAAAUUUGUUCAAGUCCGCCAUGAGUUGGAAAAACUUGGAAAUAGGACAGAAACCGAGUUAUCAGGGUACCGGAGGCUUUCUCUAUACAAAAAUAGACAAAUUCGAUUCCUCGGUGAGUAUAUCGCCUAAUAAAAAGCGAAGGAAAAAUAACAGGAUUAAAGUAAGGAAGAAAAUUAAAAGUCCAGUACUUGCUUCCUCGUCUGGUAGCCAAUAUUCGCAACCUCUUAGACAAAGGCUUGAGUUAAAAGGACCGAGAGUUAAGCACGUUUGUCGAAGCGCCAGUGUCGCGCUUGGACAGCCCAUUGCAACUUUUCCCACUGUAGACGCGAAAGAAGACAACGAACAUAGCAAAAACAUUCCAAAGACAGUGAAGGAAACCGAGAGAACAGAGAAGAGAGAUGACAUUACAAAAGGAAAAGAAACACAGAAGCAUAAUGAAGAUAGUAAUUUAAAUCUUAACGUUAAUGCAACACAACAGUCUCAUCCGAGAAGAGGAAAACCGCAACAGACUAUAUCAACAUCGCAUUUUCCAGUGGUAAGAUAUCUUUCUAAAUAGAAAGAAGUGAUCCAAGUAUUUUCCAUAGAUUUCUGGGAACAAUAUGAUCCUUCUGAGGUCGGAGCGAAAGGUUUUGCCCUUAUCGGUUCUGAACUGUUUCACAUACCUGCUAUUUGUUAUCUAUGCGGAAGUGCUGGUAAAGAGCCGCUGAUCCACUGUCAAUGCUGUUGCGAGCCAUACCACGCCUUCUGUUUGGAACCGAGUGAAUGGAAUGCUUGUGCUCAGCCAAACUGGUGUUGUCCCCGGUGCACGAUAUGUCAGUCCUGCCAUCUUAGAUCCGGUCCGAAAUUAUCCUGUAUUCGUUGUCGUCAAUCGUUUCACCAUUCAUGUUUGUCGAAGUCCGGUGUUAGCUCCAGGUUGUACAGUCCCGAUCGACCUUAUGUUUGUCAGAGCUGUAUCAAGUGCAAAAGUUGUGGUAGCGAGGGUGUCAAUGUUCACGUGGGUAAUUUACCUCUGUGCUCGAUGUGCUUUAAGUUAAGACAACAAGGAAAUUAUUGUCCUUUAUGUCAGAGAUGUUACAACGAAAACGAUUUCGAUACAAAGAUGAUGGAGUGUAGCGAGUGUUCCUGCUGGGUACAUGCCCGUUGCGAAGGCCUUUCUGAUGAGCGUUACCAGAUACUUAGUUACCUGCCCGAUUCUAUCGAGUUCACGUGCAGUCAAUGCUCUUCCAAUACAAAUCCUUCCAUCUGGAGAAAUGCCAUAGAAGCGGAGCUGAAGGCGGGUUUCAUUAGUGUGAUCAAAUCUCUGAGUAAAAAUCGUAAGAUUUGCGCAGCUCUCAAAUGGAGUCCCAGGAAGGAGUGUCUCUGCAGGCCAAUUCCAAGCGUAAGGAAACUUGAAUUUCCCGAAGACAAGAGCGAGACGAAGGAAAACGAUGAAUUGGAGGAAUGUAAUGGUGAUAAAUCCGCGGAUAUCGACUUGAGUUAUGGUAUAAGUAGAUCUGAUUUGGAAGAACAGUCGAUAGAGAAUCCUGGUAGGAAAGGUCUACGACGAUUACGACAGAAAUUCCAUCUAAAAGAAUGCUCGGUCAGGGUGAAAAACUGUAUUCCGAAAGACAACUCUCAAGACAACGAGAGGAAAGACUGGACAAAUCAGGACUCAUUAGUUUCUCCGAACGAGUCUCCUGAAUGCCAUUGUUCCGAGCAGCAGAUCAUCGCGAGGCCUUCGCCCACUUUAAUGUCUGUGAAACGUAAGGUGAAUGGUAACGAGUACAAAUCGCUGUCGCAGUUUUAUUGUGAUAUGGAGCACGUAAUCAAUCGUGUCGGUACGAAGGAUCUGACGGAAACUUAUCACAAUAUUUUGCAAGAGGUAUUUCCUUGGUUUACGCCGAAAAAUUUUAAAAGCAGCGAUGACAACGACGAGACGUUAACGCCUACUAAGGACGUUAGCAAAGACACUGUGCUGACGACUAAGUUUGAUGAUUCUAUUCUAGAAGCGUGGAAAGAAGAAGUGAUGAAAGCGCCGAAAGCGAUCGCAGCGAAAACAGCGAAUUUAUAUAAUAUCCACGUCGAAGACAGCAGAUCAUGUUGUUUGUGCAAGGGCUUAGGUGACGGACACGAGACGAAAGAGGGCAGGUUACUGUAUUGCGGACAGAACGAAUGGGUACACGCAAAUUGUGCCCUAUGGUCAAACGAGGUAUUUGAGGAAAUCGACGGUUCAUUGCAGAACGUUCACAGUGCCAUUUCGAGGGGUCGUUUGAUCCGCUGCACCGAGUGCGGUAAGAAAGGCGCGAGUAUUGGAUGUUGCGCGAGGAACUGUAGCAAUACUUUCCACUUUCCGUGUGCGAGAAACGUCGGGCUCGCUUUCAACGAUGACAAAACGGUAUUUUGCACCUUACAUUCUAAUAGUUACGCUCACAAGUCUUUACAGAAUGAAAACGAAUUCAGCUUAAAGCGACCGGUAUACGUAGAGUUGGAUCGUAAGAAAAAGAAGUACGCCGAACCUAAUAAGGUCAAGCUGAUGAUAGGCUCUCUGAUGGUCGACUGUUUGGGAACCAUUAUUCCGGAAUUUUCCGAUACGAUUGAGAAGAUAAUCCCGUGCGAUUACAAAUGCUCCAGACUCUACUGGUCUACGUUGAAUCCUUACAAAAUCGUGAGAUAUUACAUCAGAACGUACGUGCAGGUAUACAUGCCGGACGUCUCAUCCGACGUGGAGAAUAAUAUCACGAUCGAUCACACCAAGGAGCAGGAAAAGAAAAAAGCGCCUAUAGACGAUUAUCUGGCUGUCAAACAGACUCUAGACUCACUCAUCGAUAUUGUGUGUAACAAAGAAGUUGAUGAGAAUUUAGCGGAGCAGAACAAUACGGAUCUCCUACCACCAGAACUAAAAGAAGCGAUAUUUGAGGAUCUGCCGCAUGAUCUGUUAGACGGAAUCUCUAUGCAGGACAUUUUUCCAAAGAUGACAUAUGAAGAUUUUUUAGCUAUGGAUUUGAAGAACGACGGCUCAUUUUCUACGGAUUUGUUUAAGGACGAUAUAUUGCCAUCGGAAGUUGAAGAGACGAUAAAACCGUCAGAGAGCAAGAUCUCCAAAAUGGAUUCAUCUUUGCUGGAAUUGGGAACGCACAAUGAUCUGUGGGUUCGAUUGGAGGCGAAAACCUCAAUGCAAGAUCUCAUGGAUGAUCUAUUUAAUUCAAAAGGCCAGAAACGUGGUGGCAGAGAGCUAAAACGAUCUAAAUCAGAGGUGAUGUCGAAUAAUCCGUUGAUCGUUGGUGGCCAGAGGCAUCAUCAGCGCUCUUGCAGCCUUACUUGGAGCUGUAAAUUAGACAACACUUACGGUCCUAACAUGAAGAGACGGAAAUUGCCCCGAAAUCCAUCCAGUACCAAAUCCAGCGAAGGUGGUCUUAUUGUUCUAGAUACGCAAAAUGAACGCACCUCGAUGUUCCACGAAUUGAGGAUUCCGGAAAGUAUCAUGGUCACCGUGGGAAGAGGAAACACGUCUAACAUACUAUCCGAUUCUGUGCGCGAGUUGAAAUACUGUAUCGAGGAUUCUGGAUUGAAUCGUCGUAUGUUGCCAGCGAGAGAUGAGGCGAAGGAGCACAAGAGACUGUUUUGGCAUCCGAGACAGCAGCAACCGCGAAUAGUGCAGGUCGAUGGAUCGGCUGAUGCAAAUAGUGCCAGCGAGUGCAGUUCUCCGGAAUACAACGCUGAGGAGAAAAGCGCGAAUCUGCAUACGUCUGAAUCACUAUCGAUCCCGCAAUUAGACGGUAUUAACGACGAACAUUCAUCCGAUUCGAGCGAGUUAAGUGCGGAGAAAGACCUCGCCUUAUACACACGGUCGUCGCCUCUUUUACAUUCAAAAUGUAUCUUCGGCUUCAUCAGGUCACACUUGUCGAGUAACGGCGACAAGUCACAAAAAACAAAGUAUAGCAACGGUAAUCUCGCAACAACUGCUAGAUGCGCUUUGCGUAAGGCAGAAGUCUUGUUUAAGGAGAAGAAUCUCAAGGUGAAUCUGCAGAUCCCACAACUGGACGGCGCGGGUGAUAUUUCAAGUGACGACGAAUGCGUUUCAUCACAGCACGUGAUGGCGCAUGAGAGAUUGGUCCACACCACGUACGAAUCGUCGCCAUUCGAACACAUCGACCGACCAGUCACUUGUAAAAGAUGUUGUUGCACGUAUCGUACUCAAGAUAGUUAUAAUCGUCAUCUUGCGAACUGCGAUAUUAUGAUCACCAGUGACAGCGACUCGGAAACCAUGGAUAACAAGCUAGCGUCACCGGAGUCGGGAUUUUCGCCGAGCAUGGGCUCGGUGUCGCCGCAAUUCAUCACGCUCUCGCCAUCCGAAGGCCACACUCUGACGACCGAUUACACGGAUAUUCAGGCGACAUCGCCCAUCGAGGCAUCCGUGCCAUCGCCCCACCCGAAUAUCCAGAUCGAGCCGAUUGCCCAGGCGAUCAUUACACCGCAGAUUCACGCGACGCAUGCCACUGUUGAGACCGUGCAUCAGACAGUAUUAACGUCCAACGAUGUGAUUGUGCAAACUCAGUACACUCGCAGGACCACCACUCUGCCGAAUCCAGCAGUAUUACCUCCUCAAGAAAGCACAGUACAGAUAACGGAGAUCACAGACCCGCCGUCCGUUUCCAGCGACUCCAACGUUACGGCACACGGCAUGGUUAACACGCCGAUGAACUCACCGGACAGCACGAGUUCGCAAACCGUCCCAAGCCCGGAGAUGUCGCCCAAUUUCUCGUCCACGGGUGUACAGACUGCACACGAGUCUGCGCAGACAAAUGUACAGGUCGUCCGAGCCUCCUCCAAGUCGAAGAAUCUACGGGUGACCAAGCCUAAGACCAAGAGCGUGAAGCCACAGCAGCACGUAGUAAAAAAUGUGAUACAGACGCCGCACAAUGUUGCUCACAAUGCCAGAUUUCAAUCAACGGCAAUGCCAAAUGGUCCGCCGGUAAUCCAACUACAUCAAACCGCUCAAAGACCACCCACGGUGAUUCUUCAGCAAGUAGCAUCGCCAGGGAUUGUGUCCGCUUACGUGGAGGCAUUACAGCAGCAGUCUGGCCAAAAUUUGCAAUAUAUCACAACGAUAGGCGGCGGGCAGCAUGAUGCUGGUUUCAAGCCGCAGUUAAUCACCACAAAUUCCUUAGUUCCGGGAACCUAUAUACAAGCGCCUGCUACGGACAAUUUGUUAACACUGCAAAAUGGUGGUAUAUCGAUAUUACCCAGUGUACAAAUUGCACAGACGCAACCUACUGUACUGGGCACUAUCAUACAGCAACAGCCCAGCGCGAUUCAGUGCGGCGUUAUAUCCUCGGAGCAGCUGCUGUUAAGCUCCACGCCCACGCUGGAGAUGUUCACCGAUCCGACCGGGGGUAUGUUUGUGUCGAAUCAGCCGAUGUACUACGGGCUGGAGACGAUCGUCAGCAACACUGUGAUGUCAUCUAGCCAAUUCAUGGCGGGCACAGUGCCGCAAGUAUUAGCUAGCAGUUACCAGACAACAACGCAAGUGUUCCAAGCGUCCAAGCUGAUGGAACCCAUUGUUGAUGUGCAAGCUGUACCGGGAGUACCUACUGUAACGACAAUGCAAAAUGUAUCGAGCAUACCGAAUGUAUCGGGUGUACCUAACAUAGCCGGUGUGCCUAACAUGGCGAGUGUGCAGGGCGUGAGUGGCAUGCCCAAUGUCUCAGGAGUGCCGUACGUGGUGCUCAAUCAAUCGGCACCAUCGUUACCACCAGCAGCAGCAACAGCAGCAUCGAUCAACAUCUCUGCUAUGCCCCAGGAACGAACUUAUGGUGGUGUCGCCUGUAGCGCCAUAUCACCGACACCGUGUCCAAAUGGAACAACCAUGGAACAUCCAAUGACGUCUAUACAAGUAGCGGACGUGUGCUCGUCGAACGCGACGUCAGCGGGCGUGGUAACGACGAAGAUAUCGCCGCCGGCGCCGCCACCACCAUCGCCGUUGCCGCCGCCGGCGCCGCCACAUUCGAUGCCGACGAUACCCCGCGUUGCGGUGAGACCUAGUCCGGCCGCGCAUUCGAUUCAACCGAAUCAUGGAGCUACCUGGAAGAUAACAGAGCCGCUCUUUGGUGCGGAACAACCGAUCAGCAACAGUGUGCGGCCAUACUUUGAUUCAAAGCACGUGUCGGAGAACACCAGCAUGAUCAAGUCCAGCAUAUCAUCGUCCAAGAUACCGCCCCUAUCGAAUCACUAUGUCACGCAGAGGAAUCUAGUUGUAAAUAAUAAGUUGAAUCACGAUGUAAAUAGCGUGCAUAAGAGCUAUAACGGCAGCACCGCGCCGAGUCCCAACUCUAUGAACUGUAUAAGCGUCAACAAUAAUAAUCCAAUCGUCGUUUCCAACUCCAGCUCCGUGCAAAACAAGAUCACGAUGCCGACGAGCAACAAUAUGCCAACUAUUCGACCGAUGAACAGGGUGUUGCCUAUGCAAGCUGUAACGCCAAAGCAGGAUCCGGCGAGGAAGGAUGACUUGGUGAUCGAAGAGCCAACGAAACCGGUGAUCAAACCAGCAGAGCCGGAAAUUGUGGAAUCAAAGAAAGAAAUAACCGAGCAAAUAAUGCAGAUAAAAAAACCCGAAACUGCCCUCGACGGGCAGUUUAACGAUAACAUCAAACUAAAUACGGAAACCAUAGAGAAGGUGAAAGAAAAUCUCAAACUGGAGCUUGAAAAAGAGAAGCUACAAAACACGUCGUUGAAGAUAGUGUUGCAAAAACAGCUACAGGACGGCUCUUACAAGAUCACGCGUAAUAUGAAGGCGGUCACUCAAAAUAAAAAGACACCGCAAGUGACAUCUGUCGAAAUACUGCCGUCGAAGCAGAUACCUCAGAUCGCGUCCUUACAACUGUUACCUAUUAAAACGUUCACGCUCAAGACGAACAAGCUCGAGGAUAAGGUGAAGCCCGCGGACGCGAAGGUGAAUAUACUCAAGGCGAAGACGCCGCCUGUAGCCGUCAAGAAACCCAGAAUACUGACGAAAUCGAUCAGACCGGUGCGGAAUAGUCCGCCGCAGAAUCCGCCGCAGGUGCAAAAGAAUUUCUCAAAGGGACCGAUCCUGAUGUACGAGAUUAAAUCUCAGGACGGUUUUACUCAUACCGCCUCGUCCAUGACCGAGGUCUGGGAAACUGUGUAUCAAGCGGUGCAGAAUGCACGCAGGACUCACAAUUUGCCUCCUCUGCCUCAUAAUCCCUUAUCCGAGGGUCUUGGUUUGGAGAACAACGCGGCUGUCUACUUGAUCGAACAACUGCCGGGCGUCAACAGAUGCAGCAAAUACAAGCCCAAAUUCCAUACCCUGGCGCCGCCGAAAGCCGACGAGAUGGAGAACGAGUUGCCGGCGGCGUGCGCCAGUGGGGCAGCACGAGCGGAGCCCUUCAAGGGCAGGAAAGUCCACGAUAUGUUCAGUUGGUUGGCGUCGCAGCACAGGCCGCAUCCAAACAUAAUUACUAUAUCGGAAACGGAAUCGAGGCGAGCUGUGAGUACCAAUUUGCCUAUGGCAAUGCGUUUUAGAAUACUUAAGGAAACAUCAAAAGUAUCUGUCGGUGUAUACUAUUCCCACAUACAUGGUAGAGGACUAUUUUGUUUGAGAGAUAUUGAGCCCGGUGAGAUGGUUAUUGAAUAUGCUGGUGAGGUUAUUCGAGCCUGCUUGACCGACAAGAGAGAAAAGUAUUAUGACAGUAAGAACAUAGGCUGUUACAUGUUUAAAAUCGAUGAUCAUCUAGUUGUUGAUGCUACUAUGAAAGGGAAUGCAGCUAGAUUUAUCAAUCAUUCUUGUGAGCCAAACUGUUAUUCGCGAGUAGUAGACAUUCUGGGUAAGAAACACAUUCUAAUCUUUGCUCUUCGUCGCAUUAUUCAAGGGGAGGAGUUGACAUACGACUACAAAUUCCCAUUCGAGGAUAUCAAGAUCCCGUGUACUUGCGGUUCUCGCAAAUGUCGCAAAUACCUCAACUGAGACUGCGUAUAAUACAGCUUAUCCUGAGCAGCCGACCGAUGACAAAGAGAAAUAAAAAAAACUAUGUGCUAUAACUGCGCGCGCUUUCGAAUAGGAUUCGUUUUAUUGAAUGUUAUUCAUUUUACUCAUCAUCAAACUAUUUUCAGAGAUUGCAGCUUUUUAUUACUAUAAAGGAACAUAGAUUAUACAUUUUAAAUAUUAGAAGGCCAGACGUAAUACGCGAAGCACGGCGGUUACGAUGAUGUUACUUUAGACAGCUACGUUCCUGUAGUUGAUUUAACGGGGGAGGGGGGGGAGGUAUAUAUAAACAUAUACCUAUAGCAAUAAACCAUUCGAGUAUGUCCCGCUUUCGUACCCGACAAAGUCGUGCGUUUUACUAACGCGCUUCAGACUUUUGAAAGUGUUACUUUUUAUUCACGCCUGUGCUUUCUCGCACGACUUCUAGACUCUACCUAUUAUCUAUUAUUGAGGCUUAAGUGUACAAGUUAUCUUACACUUUACACUAAAUGCGAGUGCUUCUUAGUUCGCAUAAUAUAUAAACUUAUAAUUCUUAUGAAUCUUAUAUGAUAUGGGUUUGAAAACAAACUCUCCUUAAAGGAACGUAUCGUAAUGAUGAAAAUAAAUAAAUAAAUAAACAAAAAAAUGAAAGCCGCGAGAAAGCGGAUGAAAAGGCAGCGGAUUUUCGACUCGACGAUCGCAGCCUUCGGAAAGCCACUUAAUGUUUCUUUCGAAUAUCACGAGAUAAAAAUGGCAUAAGCGUGAUGUACAAAUAACCUUAUCAAGGUGCGUAUAUACAACAAAUGUAUAUUAAAAUGAUGAUUUUGUGUAAA
Pogonomyrmex barbatus (red harvester ant) is the source of this 11162-nucleotide messenger RNA. RefSeq names its product histone lysine N-methyltransferase trithorax (gene trx). The record is from RefSeq and is a predicted model, not a curated record. Gene Ontology annotation, molecular function: protein binding; sequence-specific DNA binding; zinc ion binding. Gene Ontology annotation, cellular component: nucleus; histone methyltransferase complex. Lineage: Eukaryota; Metazoa; Arthropoda; Insecta; Hymenoptera; Formicidae. Gene Ontology annotation, biological process: positive regulation of DNA-templated transcription.